Molecule: messenger RNA, 1198 nt
Organism: Abrus precatorius (Indian licorice)
Lineage: Eukaryota; Viridiplantae; Streptophyta; Magnoliopsida; Fabales; Fabaceae
Product: phosphoglycerate mutase-like protein AT74
Exons: 2
Coding region: 39-908 (289 amino acids)
Molecular function (GO): phosphatase activity
Source: RefSeq, a predicted model, not a curated record
AAGAAAAAAAAGAGUAACAGAAGAAGAAGAAGAAGAAAAUGGUGAUGGGAGUGCUUCCAAAGAGAAUAAUACUGAUGCGGCAUGGAGAAUCACAAGGGAACCUCGACACAGCGACGUACACAACCACCCCCGACCACAGCAUUCCCUUGACCGCCCAAGGAAUCGCCCAGGCCCACCACGCCGGCGCUGAGCUCCGCCGCGUGAUGGGCGGCGGCGGCUGCUCCCCUUAUUGGCAAGCGUAUUUCUACGUGUCUCCGUACACGCGCACCCGAUCGACACUGAGGGAGGUUGGUAGAUGCUUUUCGAAGAAGAGAGUAAUUGGUGUGAGGGAAGAGUCGCGGAUUCGAGAACAAGAUUUUGGGAACUUUCAAGUGGAAGAGAGAAUGAAGGUCAUCAAGGAAACUCGCCAACGCUUCGGUAGAUUCUUCUAUCGCUUCCCCGAGGGAGAAUCCGCCGCCGAUGUUUUUGAUCGCGUUUCAAGUUUCUUUGAAUCUCUAUGGAGGGACAUAGACAUGAAUAGGCUUCGUCAUGAUCCUUCGAAUGAUCUGAACCUGAUAAUUGUGUCUCACGGGUUAACAUCACGAAUUUUCCUAAUGAAGUGGUUCAAGUGGACGGUUGAACAGUUUGAGCACCUCAAUAAUUUUGGAAAUUGUGAGUUCCGUGUUAUGCAAUUGGGAAGUGGUGGAGAAUACAGUUUAGCUGUUCAUCACACAGAAGAAGAAAUGCUAGAAUGGGGUCUCUCUCCUGAGAUGAUAGCUGACCAAAAAUGGCGUUCCACAGCGUGCAGGGGUGACUGGAAUGAUCAAUGCUCUUGGUAUCUUGAUGCUUUUUUUGAUCAUCUUCCUGACUCUGAUGAUGAAGCUGUGGAAAAUGAAGAAGAAACUAAUUCUUUUAGUGUAUGUGCAUAGUGUGCUUGUUUCCCAUCUGGGUCUAAGGAUUCAUUUCUAACAUGUAUUGGGUUGAUUUUUCUUUUAAAAAAAUUAAUAAUAGAAGAAGAAAUUUCAAUAGAAUGUAAAAGGGAAAAUCAAGAUAAUAAAAUUGACAAUUUGGACGUUCCAAUAGAUAACCUUUUAAUUGUAGGUCGACUAAGCAAUUUUACACAGUUAGUAGGAAACUUGCUUUGUAUAAUUGUAUUAAAACAAUUCAUGCUUCUUUUUGUGAUUUUUUAUGGUUUAGUCUCAGUUCAUUUUUUUUGUUU